Molecule: messenger RNA, 1512 nt
Organism: Hemibagrus wyckioides
Lineage: Eukaryota; Metazoa; Chordata; Actinopteri; Siluriformes; Bagridae
Gene: tspan36
Product: tetraspanin 36
Exons: 7
Coding region: 112-840 (242 amino acids)
Biological process (GO): protein localization to plasma membrane; regulation of vascular endothelial growth factor signaling pathway; protein maturation
Cellular component (GO): membrane
Source: RefSeq, a predicted model, not a curated record
ACAAGCGUCAGUGUUAAAGGCGUGUAAAGGUUGUGUUCUUUCACAGAGCAAGGCAAGUUAUUUAAUCAGCCAUAAACCAGGCGGUUAUUGAGCAGGUAGCUUACAGCAGACAUGGAUUGCGGUAUCGUAGCGUCCAAGACCGUCCUUUUGUUGCUUAGUUUAAUAUUUUGGGUGGCAGGGGCAGCUCUUGCAUUUGUUGGCUCAUAUGUCAUAAGCAGCUACAAGAACUUUGACGGCUUCAGGGUUGACAAAUAUGCCUUUAUCCCUGUAGCCAUCAUUCUCGCUGUGGCCAUCGUUAUGUUCAUCGUUGGCAUAAUUGGCUGCUGUGCAACUCUGAGGGAGUCUAGAGUUGGCCUAGGCUUUUUCCUACUCAUCAUUUUACUGAUUUUUGCUGCGGAGGUCACUGCCUUAGUGUUUGGCGUAAUCUACAGAGCCAAGGUAAAUGGAGAAUUGGACAAAUCAAUGAACGAAGUUUUUGAGAAGUAUGACGGUAAGAAUUCUGAAUCCAAGACAGUGGAUUACUUGCAGACUCAGCUGAAAUGUUGUGGGGUGUUGAACUACACCGACUGGUCAACUCGGCCUUAUUUUAUUUCUCAUAACAAGUCUGUGCCUAUUUCAUGCUGCAAAGCAAACACCACCUGCACUGGACAGUUCAACCACCCAGAGCUGCUGAAUACAAAAGGAUGUAAAACUCAACUGGAGCAGCUGCUGCAGAAUGUGCUGAGUACAGGCUUGUUGGUCGUCAUGGGAUUUGCUAUCCUGAAGUUACUUGGCAUACUCAGCAUCUGUAUGAUUGCCUGCCGAAGCUCGAGAAAUGACUACCAGCCACUGUAUUCAUAAAAGGUUCUGCAAAGUGCUUCAGCUUCUUCAUUAUCAGUAUAGAAAAAAAGUCUGACAUGUUUCCUAACCUCAGUGGCGACAGUACAUCACACAUGCAUGUUUUUUGUCCCUUUUAAUGGUACAGUAUUUUGAGUUUUAAUGUAGUCAUUGAGUAGAAAAGCAAGAAUCUUACUAUAGUUUAGGGAAAUGUAGAAAGCACACCACUCAUCUGUUUGUGAAAGGACAAAAAAAUUUUCUUUUUUGUUUUUUUAAGAUAAAUUAUAUUCCUACCAUUUGGUUGACUAUUGUGCCUUAGACAGUGCACCUUACUAUGUGUCUUUCCUCUCAACUUUCCUGAAUUCUACGCUAGCAUGUACUUUCCAAUUAUUUUAAAUGUAAACAAUAAAGGGAGUUCUGCCAAUUACCUGAACUGAAUUCAGAAAAAUUAAAAAAUGGAUUGCAAUUUGUUUAAUUGUAUACAUGUUUUCGUCUGUAGGUAUUGUUUAUGUAAAUGGACAAGUAAUGUAUGUAUUCAUGCGUUUUUCAUGUUUAGUUGCUGAACUGGUCAUGAUUGCCUGGAAAAUAUUUUUUCUGCAAGGCUCUUACGCUUCACAGAUUUAUGUAUUAAAUGCUGACCUGCUGAGUUUUAAUCUCACUGACAUAUGAAUAAAAUAAAUGUCUUAAAUUGAAUAA